AUGUGGUUUGUUGUAAUUUGCAUGUUGCAGGGUCUCUUUGAGAUUCUCACUCUAUCUGGAUCACAUGUACUCAAUUCGACAAGUGGUCCUCAGCAGCGUCAGAAUGGUACGCUCAGCGUUUCACUGGCUAAGCCAGAUGGGCGGGUUUUUGGUGGAGGUGUUGUGGGUUCAAUGAUAGCUGCUGGCCCUAUUCAAAUCGUUGUAGGAAGUUUCAAGCAAGACAUCAGCAGCCAACUGAGGCGUCUUUCGGGAGAAUCCGCGGUCGCCAAUGUGCUUGCUAGUCCAGAUCUAGUAAGAGUUCCAGUGAUGAUGGCUCCAACAAAUGUUGAUGAGAGAAAUCUGACAUCUGCAUUUCUGGAAUCAGCCCAUGGAGGGGCAGCAGGAAAUUCCAUUGCUGCAAACCAGCACAUGAGCCAUACCUCUCUGCUUAAUCUGGGUCAGAAUGCCUUCCAAGCAAUGUCUGAUCAAAGAACUCCUCCUGACAGCAAGUCCAACUUUGUUCACCUAUAA
Morus notabilis is the source of this 510-nucleotide messenger RNA. Its product is annotated as AT-hook motif nuclear-localized protein 10. The transcript has 2 exons. Lineage: Eukaryota; Viridiplantae; Streptophyta; Magnoliopsida; Rosales; Moraceae. The record is from RefSeq and is a predicted model, not a curated record. Bases 1 to 510 code for a protein of 169 amino acids. Gene Ontology annotation, molecular function: minor groove of adenine-thymine-rich DNA binding.